UUUGACAUUUUACACGAAUUAAAACGCCAAAAAUGUGAUACACUGGACGGAAAUAUCAGCUUACAAACAGCAUAUAGACUCCAGAAACAUGGGAAAACAGAGGGGGAAAAGAAGAACGGUACUACAACUGAGUGAUAACAAGGACAGUUUUCUAGCUCGAUAUGGCUAUGGUCGACAAAAUGAAGAAGAUGAUGAUUCCAGAGGUGCAUAUGCUGAUGGUGGAUAUGAUGAGGAUGAACAAGGAUCUGAUGAAGAGCUUGAUGAAGGGCCCUCUACAAGGGAUGGAACCUCUGACUCCCUACCACCUGGCCAAGUGAAUGGUGGGAAAACAGACAUAGAUGACAAAGUGGCUGACUUCCUGGCUGAAAUUGAUGCCUUACCUGUCCCAGAUGAUGAAGAGGAAGAGGAUGAGGAUGAAGAGGCCCGUCCAAGCUUUAAGGUAGAAAUUCCUCCACCUAGUUUCAAACUCAACACAAAUGCGCAAAGUAGCAAUGAUCAGGAAGAAAACUCUGUAAGGAAUUUCAGGAACGAUACUUCACACACGAAGACUUACAAUAAAAGGGAAGAAGCAGCUAAAGACAUGGAAUCUAGAUCCAAGUACAAGAGUAUGUUUGUGAAGGGGGCAUCUGAGUUCAUGACACAGAAGGAAAAUACAGAAGCCGUAGCUAAAGAAUCCAAGGAAGAGCAAUGGCCUGAAGAGCCUGUGUCAGUUUGGCAGCAAACACUGGAUGAACACACUCAAUGUUUCUACUACUGGAACACAGUCACUAAUGAAGUUACUUGGGAGAUCCCAGCAGAAUUCACCCAGUAUCUAUUACUACGCAAAGAGUAUGAGGAGAAAGUUGAGCGACUCACCAAGGAAGGCCGUGUCAAACCAACAAAGCCCAAACAGGACAAUCCUGACAGUGUGAGUUCUGGAAAAAGUAGCCUGUUUGGUCCAGAGUUGCCAUCUGGAAGUGUUUCAUCUCUUGAAGGAGGAGACAAUUCUGGGGUUUCAUCAACCUCCAGUUUCCUGGUUCAGAAGAAAACCAGUGGUAUUCUCAAAAACACAGACCACCAGCAUUCUCCAAAGCCAGACAGCACAAAGCCCUCUAAAGCACCACUGGUUGAUGCUACUUACUUUGACAACAGUGAUGAUGAUAGUAGUAGUAGUGCCUACGACAGUGACGAACCUAAAAAGUCUACCAAGAAGAACAAGGAGGACUCUGACAGUGCUGAGGUAGACAUGGAUCUCGACGACAUUGAUGCAGCCCUGGACAUGGCAUUUGACAAUAAAGAAACCAAAAAGACUGAAAGCAAGAAGUCAUCCAAAGAGGAGUCAAAAUCUAGCAGUGCAGAGAAAAAGAAGGAACCUAAAGGAUUGAAGCAGAAGAGCUUGGUGGAGGAAAUGAAGGAACAGGUCCAGAAACGCCAGGAGAUGGAGGCACGGAAUGCAGCUAGACGCAAAGCAGCCAUUGAGGAGAUGAUGGCACGGGAGCUUGAGAGGCGUGUUGGACCACCACGAAAGAGGUCAAGUGAAGAAGAUCUUCCACAGACAGUUUGGGAUAGUAAGAGGCCCAGAGGCUCAGAUGUCAGAAAGAGAGAUCACGAACAUGGAUCACAUCGAUCAUCAAGUGAGAGAGAUCAUGACAGAGACUCUAAGAGAAAACAUGAUGACAGGAAGGACAAGAAAAAGAAAAAAGAUGAUAGACAUUCUAGAGAUAGAGAUGAAAAGGGAGAAAAAAGAAAAGACAGAGACAAGGACAAAGACAGAGAUGAGAAAAAGAAAGAUAAGCAUAGAGAUCGUGAUGAGAAAAAGAAAGACAAAGAUGGAAAGAAAGACAAAGAGAAGAAAGAGAGUAAAAAAGAAGAGAAGAAGGAGCAAAAGGAAGAUACUGAAGUAAAAGUAAAGGAAAUAAAAGAAGAAAAAGUUGUUAAAGUAGAGGAUGACAGUGUUAAAAAUGUCCCUGUGGUGGAGGAGCUGCCCCCAGAGACUGAGAAAUUCCUAGAGAAAGCUAUGGUCAAGUCUGAAGAUAGGUUAAAGGAGGUUCAGCUAGCCAAUCUCAAGAUGCAAGCAUCAGAGUUGGCAGAUUUGGCACUCAGCAAGCUGGAGUUUCUUGAAGUCACAAAGAAAGGCCUUUCAAAGCUACAGAUUCUUUUAAUAGAGCUGGAAACUAGACAUCAAGACUGGCAGGCAGGUGGUCUAAACACAGAAUUCUUUGUUGCCAAACUUGAGGAGGCAAACUGGCAAUUACAGCAGUAUGAGCAGAGUGCAGCACCCCCUGGAUGGACGUGUCACUGGGACAGAGCUUACAGGCGUUACUUCUACAUGAGCAAGAAGAGCAAGCACACACAGUGGGACUACCCAGAUGAUGAGGAUGACGAAGAGGAUGAAAAUGAUGAUACCAGCAAUGCAAAUGCAGAAAAGGAGAGCUCGGACAAGUUCAUUCCGAGGCCACCAGACAGGCAUCCAGGUCAAGAGGGGGAACUUCCACAAUCACCCGAGUCCCACUCUGUGACGUCUGCAUCAUCUGAACCAACAAGUCUGUCGUCAAGUACAAGAGACAUUGAUAUGGUUACCUCAACAACAGUUGUCAGUGGAGGACCAAGGUUGGAGGUUGGGUCAUUAGCCGACACCACUGUUUCAUCAAAGUCAGCUGUCAUAUCUUCUAGCCAUCCAAGAUAUUCAGAGGCAACACGAUCAAAAGAGAACCAUCAAGAAAACCAAAGUUCACACAUUGAUGAAGGUCUACAGCAGAGAGGAGGAGGUUUUAACUAUCUAAGUGGUAAUGAAAUGAAUAUCUUUAGAGGGGAGCCUCCGCCACCAGGCACCGACCUAGAGAUGUUACUAACAGCUCCACCCCCACCUCCUCCCCCAGAUGACCACAGACAAGGAUACGGAAAUCAGAGUGAAGAUGAAGAGGAGGAACAAGAGAUGGACAGAGGAAGACAUGAUAUUCAGAAUGGUGACAGUGACAUGGAUGUAGACAGUAACGAGGCACUGCCCUCUAGUGUCCAGACGUACAGUCCUCAUUCUGAUGGAGUCAUUUCAUUUAAUCAGCCCAACAGGAUAGGGGAACAGAUGUUUGCUCAAAACAUGGACCAAUCUAGUAACAUUAUCACCCGAGGGCCACAGAUCUUCUCCUCAGAUGCUGUUAUUCCUCCCACACAGGGAAUGGGAGACGGGUACUACCCAGCCUCCAUGGCAGAGGUGGUGGAUAGCAGUGGAUCAUUUGCUGCAGCCUCAAGCACACAGGACUUUGCGGAAGGAGCAACUGAGUGUCUGUCCUCUGGUCACCCAUCCUCACCUUACCCUCCUGACAAAGAGAAGAAGAAGAAAAAGAAAGAUAAGUCUAUGAGCAGUACAAGUCUGACACUUAAGAAAAAGAAUGUAUCAUCAAUGGUUCUGAAGUGGCAGAAGGUGAAGAAGGAGGUGGAGAUAGAGGAACGUAACAGGGAGGAACGUGAGAUGGCUAUACGACAACAACUUGAGGAACUCAAACAGGAGUACAGCUGAAUUGUCUCCUUCACCACAUUUACGGGACAUUUGGAGAGCAAAGUCGAUGAUAUUUGCCAAAAGACAAUCAGGAAUUAUGAGAGGAAAUAAUGAAAAUUGUGAAAUUUUUCUUUCACUUAAGGAAAAUCAUUGAAAUGAACAUUUUCAAUUCCUUGUGAUUUUACAACCCUGUCUGACUUUGAAGUCCAAAUAGUGCUACUGUUUUUGUAUUGUUACAGUGAAGCACUUCCUUACUCGCAUUACAUUCUGAGAGAUUCCGAAGCUACAGCCGUGGAAAAAACCUUUGAUGUGCUUAUUGCCAGGCCUGUCAUUGAAGUAUGGAUGUGCUUAACUUGUAUGUGUUUUAAGUUUUGAAGACUUAAAAAUUCAACUUCAUCAAAUAUAGAAUUGAGUGGUUAAUGGAAUAGAUGUAAAUGACUGGCAUGGACUUGGAGUGUACAAUAAGUUCUUUGUGCUGAGAUGUAUGAGGAUUUAGAUUGGGGAUGUUGAUACAUAUCCCCGUGUACAUGAUGUAUGUGAUGUUCCUGCUAUCAGGAAUCUGUUUACAUUUUAUAAAUGUAUCAUAUUGCAUCUUGACAAAGGAAAUAUAUUUUGAGUUGUGAUUGUGAUAUCUUUGAGAUUUAUAUACAAGAUCAAUACAGAGAGAGGAUUUCUAACUUGGAGAACAUAUUAUCAAGUAUUUCUGAUUUAAGUAGGUGAAUCUUGACAACCAAUUUAUAAUAUUUGCCUUGUACAUACUGCUGUAUAGAUGGUAUUGUGUAACAGAGUAAUUUUCUCAUUUAAAAUCAGAUAUACAAUCAUUUUACUUUAUAAAUUUGUUUAAAACAAAUUCUUGGGUAAUUCAGAAUUACUGAGGUAUAUCAGAACAAUCUGGUGAUGAAUUUCAUUGAUUAUUUAAUACAGAUACAGUUGUAUAGAGUGUGUAGAUACUUAAGUACUUAAGUGCUUUGUCAUGGAUGUUAUAGAACACGUAUGACAUCUCUCUUAUCAAAGUUAAGAAAACAGAUCUUAGUUGAGGGUUAGUGGAAAGGUUCCUAUUAACUAGAAUUGAAUCUUAUGUCAAAUUCUAUAGCUCACUAUUAACAAAUGUUGGAGAUCUAAGCAGUAUUUUGACUGUAGAUCUAGUUUGUGACAAGGAUCUUUCAAAAGGGAUGUAUGGACUCUGGUAUAGGUGUAUUGUUACCUUUCAAUUAUAUAAUGAUGCAUUACAAUGAUUUGCCAUAUCAAUAAAAAUAAUUGAACAAG
This is a messenger RNA of Ylistrum balloti, 4741 nucleotides long. RefSeq names its product formin-binding protein 4-like. Gene Ontology annotation, molecular function: protein binding. Bases 89 to 3496 code for a protein of 1135 amino acids. The transcript is spliced from 18 exons. The record is from RefSeq and is a predicted model, not a curated record. Lineage: Eukaryota; Metazoa; Mollusca; Bivalvia; Pectinida; Pectinidae.